This is a messenger RNA of Sparassis crispa, 2697 nucleotides long. RefSeq lists its product as hypothetical. The transcript has 10 exons. NCBI's taxonomy places the organism in Eukaryota, Fungi, Basidiomycota, Agaricomycetes, Polyporales, Sparassidaceae. The record is from RefSeq and is a predicted model, not a curated record. Bases 1 to 2697 code for a protein of 898 amino acids.
AUGAGACUUUCUGUGCGCUUGAGCAAGGCUCUUCGUCAGGGCCUGCGCGCUGGUACCGUCUCACUCGCCUUUCUUCGUGACAAUGCGCAUACUAUCGCGCAGAUGGAUUAUAUGGUCCUGGAAGACUCUGGUCACAACUUAGAGAACAUACAAUUCUGGAAAAACUUCAGGCUCAUGGAGAUACAAGGGAAAUAUGAUGCUCAUGAAAGAGACACUUCCAGACGCUACCUUUCUAUUCUUCCCGUGUUCAAGAGGAUGACGCAGACAACAUUGGAAUACUUCACAAUAGGUCAAGAUCGUUUGAUGUCUUUGACAGACAACUGGGGCACAGACUAUCCUUCCCCAUUGCAUUUGAAUGAAAUGACAGGAGAUGACCUGCAGAAUAUCGCGUUUCUAUUCGGAGGAGUCGGUGAUGCACGUCAUGUAUAUGCUACGUUGAUUGGCCUUCACCGUGCAUCCAAGACCCUCUCGAAAACAAAACGAAAGAAACUUCGUGCGCAUUUCACUCUCUUAGACUUCCAGCCUUCUGCAUUGGCACGAGACCUGUGCAUCAUGAUGUUGCUGGAGUAUUUGGUAGAUCAUGUAGACGUGCAAAUGACUACCCUGCUUGAAGUCUGUGCGACAAUUUUCUAUACCUAUGUUGGUGUCGUGAUGCCUCAAUACUGCCAUGAUCGGUUACAGAUCACUAUCCAAAACUUACUCAGACGUCUAUCCGAACAACCUCCGCGACUACCGUUCUGGAUUCACGUUGAUCCCGCCAGUAUACCAAGAUUGCUCGAAGCCCUACGGUUUUGGUCAACAGUCCACGAGGGAUUACAGACUAAACGAGUCUUACGAACCCAUACCCCAGAGUCUCCCGAUAGUCCGCUUAUUCAGGAAUAUCAACCCAAUUUCGGAGAGGUUUUCUCUUCGGAGCGCCAGCUACUGGUAGAGAACUUGCGUCGCCUUGACCCCUCACAGUUAGAAGAGCAUGAUGUCUUCCAUCCAGGACCCAACGCGACCCCCUUACAAAAGUGGAUAUUUGAGGCACGUCUGGACUCGUGUGCUCGUACUGUCCUCGAGGAAGAACCGCCGAUGGCCCUUGAACGACGGUGGUAUGCUGGUACGAAGGUGUUCCUACCUCCUCCAGAAUUGUGGUCGCGGCAUCCUGGAUUUGAGUAUUUUCGCUCCAUGAGAACCUCUAGGACUAGUCUACCGUUGGCCCAGGCAGAAUCUUUAAGAGAUGAAAUUGCACUCUCUUGGAAAGCUAAUCCAACUCUGCUGAAUUCUCGGAAUGAUGGUCGCCAACCAUACUGUCUUCCAAACCCCUUCGAGACACCUCACUUCAUCGAAGACUUCAACGUAGAGACUGGACUUAAGCCGAGAAGCUCGUAUGGCACCAACUCGGAUGCGCCGGCGUUCACCGCUGUGGCGGACUUUUUCAGAGCGACCGCUGAGGCCGUCAGAGGGAUGAAAGACCGUGUAGUACUGGAGGUCUUGUGCGGAGAACUAAGCCAGGAAAUUGCUAAAAUGCAGCUCGACAAUAAUGCUUCUCGCCCUGCGCGUUUCCCAAAGUCUCGCCCUGCGCGUUUCCCAAAGUCUCGCCCUGCGCGUUUCCCAAAGUCUCGCCCUGCGCGUUUCCCAAAGUCUCGCCCUGCGCGUUUCCCAAAGUUAUUCACUCGAGCCUAUGUUAGUAACAUCCCCGAUUAUGCGCAUGGCUUGAUAAACACCAUUGUAUAUAAUCUACCUAUACUACGCUCUCGAGCUGAAUCGGCCAUCGCAGCCACUUCAUUUCUGAAUCGUCCGAUCUGGUCGAGUAAUGAAGAAUUUUGUUACACAUACACGUUGCUUUUGCCGAAGGACCUUCCACGAUAUCUGGGCUGCCGUGUGAUCUGUGCCGAUCUCAUGGGGAAAAUCAUCUUGGGCAAGGACCCUCUUCCAAAACCAGUCGACAAACUAGUUAUCCGGGAAGAACUUUUCAGCUGGCCCACCCGAACGUUACUCUAUAUUAUCAUACCAGCAUCGAGUGACGAACAGGCGACCAAUGUUGUCCGUCUUCCUCACAAGCUUGUUGCUUUCUUCGGGCUUUUGGUGCAUCUUCAACAUGUUGGAUAUCCGUCACAUUGGUUCACGGACUUUGUUCAAACCAUGCUUUAUAACAAUGUUGCCACUGAUAUUGCACCUUAUUUGGGUUCAGCUCCCAUUCCUGUCUCGGACAUCUCACGGCGUGUUCCCAUGCGAAAGAUUCGUUUGGACCCAUGGUUCGCGGAAUUUGAGAACAUCCUCGCCUUGACAUACAAGGGCUUACCUUUCGCAGUAUCUCUCCCUGAUUCUUUUGCUCAGUCACAUACAGAUAUUGGUUUGUUUGAAUCCGCUUCAUCACCACUUUUCCCGGUCGCACUUGAUCGCAUUCCAUCUGUAUGUCUGCUGUUCUACAAGCCUGGUGCUGGCAUGGAUCCAGCAGAGUUGGUUUCCGCUGUACCUUCCAUCCUAGAAGGACAGUCACUUCCUCGACAAGACGACUUGUACAUUCUCACUGCCCUGCAGUCAUUGCAGUGUAUCAACCAUGUCUGGAAAGCCCAGUGGAUGUUUAGCUGGAAGCGUAUCCAGCGACUGAGGCGGGAGAAGUGGUUGAUGGUGGUCUACCACGCAGCCCUGCGCAGGCCGAUCACUGAACCUGAGCCCGCCUCGCGCUGGACCGAGGUUUCUACCUCUUGA